This is a messenger RNA of Chenopodium quinoa (quinoa), 1822 nucleotides long. RefSeq names its product E3 ubiquitin-protein ligase At4g11680-like. The transcript has 4 exons. NCBI's taxonomy places the organism in Eukaryota, Viridiplantae, Streptophyta, Magnoliopsida, Caryophyllales, Amaranthaceae. The record is from RefSeq and is a predicted model, not a curated record. The coding region runs from base 301 to 1269 and encodes 322 amino acids.
UAAUCAAAUUGGAUGUUAUAAUAUCUCGAUAGAAUCUCGUUUACAUCAUUGUCCGAUUAUGAUCAUCUAUACUCUAAAUUGUUAUUACAUGAAUGUGGAAAAACCAACUCACCAUACCACAGAAAAGGAAGAACACCAUAUUAGAAAAUCUCCCACUAAUUGCGACCUUCAACUUCUUCCUUUCUACCCAAAAAAACAAAGCUUCAAUACCAUAAACCAAUAAAUAAAGCUCAAAUUCACCAAACAUUUUCACUUUUUUAGAUAAUUUUCUCAAAAAUUUCAAAACCCUUUUCUCAAAAAAUGGAGGAACAAUCAUCAACCCUCCUAAAUCACACACCCACAAAUUAUUUAAGAAAUUAUCUCACUUCCACUUUCUCUCAUUUUCUUCCAUUAAACCAUCCUUGCAUCAAUGGCGGCUACUCUGAGCUUCGAAUUGAUGAUGAUUCCGAUGAUGGGUCAUCAUCUGAUCAACCUUACUGUAAACCCUUUGUUGUUCUUGAUGUAAUUUGGAAUUUGGGGUUUGUUUUGGUGUCUGCUUUUGUGUUACUUUGCACAAUUGCAGAGAAACCUUCUAGCCCUUUAAGGGUUUGGAUUGUUGGCUAUGCUCUACAAUGUUUAUUGCAUGUGGGGUUUGUUUAUUACGAGUUUCGCCGCCGUAAUCAUGGUGGUUUUGGCGGUGUUUCGGCGCCGGAAGGCCAUUUGCAGUCUCACAAUAGUAUUAUGAAGAGAUUGGAAUCACUGAACACAGUAGCAUCAUCCUUUUGGUGGGUUUUUGGAUUUUACUGGAUCGUGUCCGGAGGCCAAUCCCUUUUGCAGGAUUCUCCCCGUCUUUAUUGGUUAGCUGUAGUAUUCCUGGCACUCGAUGUGUUCUUUAUGAUAUUUUGCAUAGGAAUGGCCUGUAUAAUUUGCCUUGCUCUUUUUUGUUGUAUCCCAAUUGUGGCAAUUGCUUAUGCCAUGACGAUUAGAGAAGGAGCAUCUGAAGAUGAGAUCAGACUACUUCCAAAGUAUAGGUUCCAUCAGUCUUAUGCAUUAAAGAUGUCUGCCUCUGUGGAUUUGGGAAAUAUGAAUGCUGCUGACGAACUAGCCUUGCAAUUUGAAAAUUCUGAAUGCUGUAUAUGCUUAUCACGGUAUGUGGAAGGAGCAGAAUUAUGCACCCUUCCAUGCAACCACAAUUUCCAUUAUGGAUGCAUCAGCAGAUGGCUGCGGAUAAAUGCUACCUGUCCGCUUUGUAAAUUUAAUAUCAAGGCUAAAGGUGAUGCAUUGGUCUAAUAAGAAUAUGCUCUCUGAAGCUGUGAUUAUUAGCUCAGUCAGUUAACUGUUCUCCCCUCAAAAUGAAGAUCGAUAGUGAUGAAGCACUGCUGAUUUCUCACCGAUCUGCUGGCACUUGGUAGCUACUAAUAGAUCAUGUAGAAAGGCAAUAUGUAGAGAAAACUGUUUCCCCCGGCUUCUGUAAUCUUAACUGUUAAAUUAGUGUAAAUAAUCAAUUUUUAAUUUAGGUCUCUUUCUAACUCACCAUAUCAAUUUUCUUUGGUUUUCAAAUCUUGAAGCAAUAAUUGAUACAAUGCUGAAAAUAAUGUAGUACGACUCCGUGUCACAGAGUUGCUAUCUAAAACUACUGGGACGAGUUUUGCCUGUAAAGAAAAAGGCACGAGUCGCACGACUUUGUAACAUUGAAAGCAUGCUAGCUUUGCCUAACUAUACCCUUUCCACCUCUAGAUAAUUUUGACCAACUACUGGGACUAUGCUCUCCGGCUCUCCCUUCCACCCCAGGCUUUAAACCUGAAUUUGAAAAAAAUACACACUAAACUUUAAGUUAACGGAA